This is a messenger RNA of Cylicostephanus goldi, 364 nucleotides long. Lineage: Eukaryota; Metazoa; Nematoda; Chromadorea; Rhabditida; Strongylidae. The record is from the annotation of a GenBank genome assembly.
UGCGAAACAAUCUCGAAUUCAUUGUCAACCUUGCGAUAUUCCGAAUAAGUGUACUUUUCUUUAGUCAUGUCCUGAGGAGUUUUUCAAGAUUUAUGACUACUUGCGAACGUUGAGAUAUGAAGACAGACCAGAUUAUUACGGAUUGUUUAGUGAGUGUGCAGCGGGUUUGAAGCGGGUAUAUGGAUCAUUCCUGGAUCGCUACGAAUGGGAGAUUGGAAGGACGCAAGAUGAAGUCAACACCGCUCUUUCAAUAUCGGAAGAAGACCGAAAACCACAUAAAGCUCUUGGCCGGACAAAACUUGCACAUAAAACAUAUCCAUUUGCAACUAAAGCAGCUUUUGAAAAGAAUAUACUCAAGCUGUAA